Molecule: messenger RNA, 1357 nt
Organism: Hordeum vulgare subsp. vulgare (domesticated barley)
Lineage: Eukaryota; Viridiplantae; Streptophyta; Magnoliopsida; Poales; Poaceae
Product: bZIP transcription factor 12-like
Exons: 4
Coding region: 338-1069 (243 amino acids)
Biological process (GO): positive regulation of DNA-templated transcription
Cellular component (GO): nucleus
Molecular function (GO): DNA-binding transcription factor activity
Source: RefSeq, a predicted model, not a curated record
AAAGCAGCGCUACGCUGCGGUGCGCACACCGCACACACUGGCAAAAAGCACGGAGCUUUCGCCUCCGCCUCCGUCUCCAAUCCGCCAUAGACAGUCACAGUCACAGAGCCCUCCCUCCCCGCCUCCAUCGUUUCCCCACGUCUCGCCUCCAGAGCUUUCCCCCCUCCCUCCCUUUUCCUUUCCACCUCCCCCCGAAACCUUCCCACUCUCAGGGCCUAAAAAAAAUCCAAGCCAACAGCACCAGCACAGGAGAGGAGAGGCGAGGGAGGGGGGGAGACAGCGACAGCCCCGCGGCGCCGGCCGCCGGGGCGCCCACCGGGCCGCGGGCCGCCAGCGCAUGGCAUCGUCGCGGGUGAUGGCCGCGUCGUCGCAGCCGCCGCCGUCCGGCACCUCCGAUCUCGCGCGCUUCAGGAGCGCCAGCGGCAUCGGAUCCAUGAACAUGGACGACAUCCUCCGCAACAUAUACGGCGAGGCGCCCCCGUCCGGCGCCGGGGACCCCGCCCCCGCGCCGGAGCCCGCCGCCCGCCGGACGGCCGAGGAGGUCUGGAAGGAGAUCUCGGCCACCGGGGGCCUCUCCGCCCCCGCUCCCGCUCCUCCCCCCGCCGGCGGCGGGGGCGGCGAAGCGGGCGGCGCCGCCGUCAUGACCCUGGAGGAUUUCCUGGCCAGGGAGGAUGACGGCAUGGUUACCGCCGUGGAGGGGAACAUGGCGGUAGGGUUCCCCGAUGUGGGGGCGGGCGUGGCGGGAGGGCGGCGACGAGGUGGCGGCGCCGGCGGAAGGGCGAGGAAGAGGGCCCUGAUGGACCCCAUGGACCGCGCGGCCACGCAGCGGCAGAAGCGCAUGAUCAAGAACCGCGAAUCUGCGGCCAGGUCCAGGGAGAGGAAGCAGGCUUACAUCGCAGAACUGGAGGCACAGGUCACACAGCUUGAGGAGGAACAUGCCGAACUGCUUAGAGAACAGGAGGAGCAAAACGAGAAGAGGCUUAAUGAGCUCAAGGAACAGGCAUUUCAAGUUGUCGUGAGGAAAAAACCAUCGCAGGAUCUUAGGAGGACCAAUUCGAUGGAAUGGUAGAAAGUAACCACAGUCCGCAAGCUCUGUUGUUAUUCCCUUACAGUUACAGAAUUUCUUCUUUUGCUUUCUGUUUACCCUAGUCGUCGGAAGCAGUAAGACCUGUUAGGUGAAGGACUCUAGCUCAAAAGAAGAAGAGAUGUAGACAAAGGUUCUGUGCGUGGUCGGAGAGUUCACGCCAUUCAGGAUCGGUGUGUGGUCAGCUAUUUAAUUUUGCUGUCAUUGUGGCUCGUAUGUAUGUACAAACCAGAAUAAGCAUGCUUGCAUAAAACUUAGACUAGAGUUGCCUCA